Molecule: messenger RNA, 242 nt
Organism: Racocetra persica
Lineage: Eukaryota; Fungi; Glomeromycota; Glomeromycetes; Diversisporales; Gigasporaceae
Source: the annotation of a GenBank genome assembly
GUGGAUCUGAAUUCGGAUAUUCGCUUCUUUUUAUCAUAUUUCUUUCAAAUAUUAUGGCAAUGUUAUUGCAAGCAUUAUCCAUAAAAUUAGGCGUUGUGUCAGGGCUGGCUGAAGUUAUUGGUAGUGCAAUUGCUAUGAAUCUUCUUUUCAAUCUUCCAUUACCAGCCGGUGUUGCUAUAACUGCAUGUGACAUCUUAUUAAUUCUGUUAAUCUAUCGAGAUAAUGACAUAAAAGCUGCUCAU